Pichia membranifaciens NRRL Y-2026 is the source of this 282-nucleotide messenger RNA. RefSeq lists its product as hypothetical. The annotation marks the transcript as partial. Gene Ontology annotation, molecular function: protein heterodimerization activity. The record is from RefSeq and is a predicted model, not a curated record. NCBI's taxonomy places the organism in Eukaryota, Fungi, Ascomycota, Pichiomycetes, Pichiales, Pichiaceae. Gene Ontology annotation, biological process: RNA polymerase II preinitiation complex assembly; transcription by RNA polymerase II. The transcript has a single exon. Gene Ontology annotation, cellular component: transcription factor TFIID complex.
AAACAAAGACUUUUCACCAAUGAUCUGAAGUCGUUGCUUUUUGCAUACGGGGAUUCGCAAACCCCUAAUAUCGAGACCAUUCAUAUGCUGGAAGAUGCGGUGACUAGCUAUCUCGUCGACGUUAUCAUGGAGGCAAACAAGGUAAGACGUUUACAGCAUAGGAACAAGUUUCAAGAAACGGAUCUUAGGUUUGCCUUGAGGAAGGAUCCUGUUAAACUCGGAAGGGUGCAUGAUCUUUCGACCUUGACAAAAGAAAUCUCGAAGGCAAAUAAAAUGUUCGAU